AUGCGCAUUUCUUUCGCAUCUUUAUUAGUGACGAAUAUAUGUCAACUUUGGAUGUUCACAUACAGUUGCAGUAACAUGACGCAUGCAAGUGUAAACGUUACUUCAGCAGCGUAUGGAUCCCCUUGGACGAAUCAGUCCAUGGAUAAAUUUGGAAAAAUGAUACGAAAAGAUGUGCAGUUUGUCAUUAUGAGGUCGUCACGAGCCUGUUACGUAAAUGCUUGGCGAUUUUUUCCUAUUUCCCUUGAAACAUUUACUAAGAUAAUGAGCACCGCAAUGUCGUAUUUCACGAUAUUGAAACAGAAUACAUUGGAUGCAGCAAAUACAUAAUUUCGUAGUCGAUAAAUGCUUGAAAAUGAAUAAAAUACUAUAUAAUUGGCA
Osmia lignaria (orchard mason bee) is the source of this 378-nucleotide messenger RNA. The record is from RefSeq and is a predicted model, not a curated record. Lineage: Eukaryota; Metazoa; Arthropoda; Insecta; Hymenoptera; Megachilidae.